Puntigrus tetrazona (Sumatra barb) is the source of this 2098-nucleotide messenger RNA. Its product is annotated as mixed lineage kinase domain-like protein. Gene Ontology annotation, molecular function: ATP binding; protein kinase activity. Gene Ontology annotation, biological process: protein phosphorylation; cell surface receptor signaling pathway. NCBI's taxonomy places the organism in Eukaryota, Metazoa, Chordata, Actinopteri, Cypriniformes, Cyprinidae. The record is from RefSeq and is a predicted model, not a curated record.
CAAUGGACAUCAUAGAACCCAUCCUAGCCAUUGCCGAAAAGCUGUACAGCCUUUGCGAGGAGGUGAACACCAACAAGAAUCGUUAGCGCCUGGCUGGCCGUGUGUUCUUUCUGGUUGGGCUGGUGGAGACCGCAAAGGUUAAUGGCUUUGGGGCUGAACCCGAACAGGUUAGAAAUGGCCUUGAAAAUCUAAAACUCACUCUGGAGUCAGCAGAGCAGGUAGUGAAGAAAUACAGGUCCCUUACCCGUUUAAAACGUAUCAUCAAAGCACAUCGCCUCGGCGAGGAGUUCAGCUGCCUGAACGAGAGGCUGAAUGAUGCCGCUCAGGUGCUUUCUCUAGCGCUUCAGGUCGAGCACAGAGCAAGUAUAGAGAAAGUGUUUCAGGAAGCGACAAGGCGGCGGGAAGAUGAAGAGGACAGGCAGAGUGACUCUCUGGAACUUCAAGAACUGCUCGAGUCUUUGGUCGAGGAGAGCAAGGGAACGAACACAAUGGUUAACGCCGUACAUAAGACAGUUGACCAAACUCAAAAAGAUGUGCAGGACAUUAAAGAGAUCCUGGAAUCAUUGAAAAAACCUGUCCUUCAUUUACAAGACAUCAGAGAGAUUAAACCAGAAGAACUGACUUACAGUGUUCCUUAUGAACCCCUUAUGAAGAACAAGCAUUCAGAGCUUUACAAAGGGACGUACAACAAGUUCACCGUGGCCAUCAAGAGAUACUCAUGUCCUCUGUGCACCAGCCCCAGUGAGCUGAGGAGUGUUUUCAACAAGGAGGUGGAGACCAUGAAGCGUUUUGAGUCGCCCAAUAUCUUAAGAAUGUUUGGGAUCUGUGUCGAGGAAGAGAACGGACCAAAUCCCAGUUACCUGAUAGUCAUGGAGUACUGUGAAAAGGGAAGUCUUCGACAAGUCCUGGACAGCAAGUGCAAUCUACCCUGGGAGAGAAAGACACAGAUGUGUCUGGAUGCGGCUCAGGGACUCUACAGGCUGCAUCAGUCAGAGGAGAAGUUUAAAGUGCACGGCUCCGUCAGAAGCAGUAGUUUUCUGGUGGCCGCUGGCUACAGAGUGAAGCUUGGAGGCUUUGAGUUGGCAAAAACAGAAACUUCUCUUCUGAAGAAUAAAUCCAAAAGGAGCGGUGCUUUCCAUUACAGCUCUCCACAGCAGCUUCAGAACAUCAACUGUCCUUACAACAAGAUGUGUGAGAUCUACAGUUUUGGCAUUGUCUUGUGGGAAAUUGCAACAAGAGAUGUUCCUUUCAAAGACUGUACAAGCCCCGAUCAGAUCUUCCAAAAAGUGUUUGUAGAGAAGGUCAUGGAGCCGCUUCCAGCAGACUGUCCUAAAAAGCUGAAGGAGCUGAUCAAUGCCUGUCGAUCGUUUGAGCCCUUCCUACGACCGACCGCAGGAGUAUUGGUCGACAUGCUCCUGAAAAUGGUGGAAGAAGAUGAUUAAUGAUGAAUGAAGCACAUCUUAACAUCUGUAACUAUAACUACUGGCAAAGUUACUAUCUAUUCCUUUCAGGAAUAUUCCCGAAAUCAGGAUAAACAUAUCAUUUAAACCAAUACUGAACUAUUGGUUGAUUUACCAAAACCUUGCUUACUUGCAGUAGCCUACAUGAUGAAUAUACUGUAUAUGAUCCAUACAUUAUUGAUCUUAAUGUGAAGGUUUUGUCCAUGUUUUUGUGGUAUUUGUUAACCAUAGUUUUUUUCAAUCAAAAUGUCAAUAUUUUUUAUUUUUUUAACUGUUAAACAACAUACUUCUCUGUAUAUGUGUAUCAAGACUUUUUUCUGGUUGUUGUUGGUUUUUAAUUAAUUGUUGUCGUUAGUAUUAUUAUUAUAAAUUGCUCAUUAAUGAUGUUUGUACAGUAAUAGGCCUAUAUUGCAGAAAUAUAGUUUCAUUGCUGACAUAAAUAUGUGUUGUAAAUUUGAAGAUAUGGAGACAACUAGCUAAAACCAGCUACUUCCAGUUUAAAUCAGCUACGACCAGCCUAGGCAGUUAUUUCUGUUUUUUCAGCAGGGAUAUAUCCAUUUUUUAAAAAAGAAAUUUUUACGAAUCAUCCUAUUUCUAUUGUUUAUCAAUAAAAUAAUCAAUAACUGUUGUUUGUUAAG